CUCUCAGAUCGAGGCGUGGUCAGUCUGAACCAACAGGUGGAGGAGUCUGUGCAGCUGCAGUCACUCUUCAUCCUCAGGAUAACUACAACUACUACAACCACCACUGUCUUUGCUCUCCGGUAAAAACACAUCUGCAUCAACAUGCCAAAGUGCCCCAGGUGCCAGAAGGAGGUGUACUUUGGUGAGAUUUCGCUCUUUUUCCUCGUGUUUUAGUUCGUGUUGUGUCGAUUCUUGUGUUUGAAGACGUUUCCUGAUACAUUAAAGUGGAACCUGUUCUGCAGAAAUGCGGAAACAUGUUAUAUAAGCACAUGAUGGCAAAUAGAUAUUUCAAAGUGUGUUUUAUUCUCUUAAAGUUAAUCUUUCUAUUCAAUCAAUCAAUCAAUCAACUUUAUUUCUAUAGCACAUUUAAAAUAACCACAAGGGUAGCCAAAGUGCUGUACAAUGACACAUAAAAACAAAUAACACAGUCAAAGAACAAGAUAAAGCCAGCAGAAAUACAUUAAUGCAAAGGAAUAAAUAAAAGUGCUAAGAUGAUAAAAAACAAAAUAACACUAAAAAGUAUCAAAAGCCAAGGAGUAAAAAGGAGUAUUAGUUAAUCAAUGCACAGUGAAUUUCAGCAGUCCUAUCUGCAGGUUUAAUGUAACAUUUAUGAUAUAUCGCUCUUGUACUUGAGUAGUAUUUGAAUUAAUUCAACGUGAUAUCACGUGAUGUGCAUGUGUGCUACAUGUGCAGAAAUCUGAUCUUUUAAGAGUAGUUACUAUCAUAUAUAAAGACUGAAAUCAUUCCCUGGGAUAUUAAUUGACUAAUAAGGAAAAGUAGGGACAUUUUUAUAUUGUAUUUUGCCUCAGAAAAGCUCAUUUUGUCACUUAAAACUCCUCUGAAUGUGGAGAAAAAUGUACAAGUAUGGUUCAGACAGAGAGUGUCCUUUACACUUCUGGUGCAGACUUGUAGAAAAAUCAAAAUGCACCAAAUUAAUAUCCUAAUUUUCAGACAAAUUCUGACAAAUAGCUUCUACCUACUCCUUUUCGAUCUCCAAAAAUAGGUGAAUUUCUUGUCUAAAAUUGUAAUGUAAAUGUACCUUUUUGUUAAUUUCAUUUCUAGUGUCAGUCUGAUUUAGCUUUUUCAUUCAAUAAACUGAAUUGACAGUGAGACUGAACUAUGCUUCCAGUUCUUCCUCCCGGUGGAUAAACUUUCACUUUCCCCGCCAAAAUAAGCAGAGGGUUUUUUUUCGGUCAGACACGUCUGACCAGUAUUUUUCUUCACAGCAGGGGAUGAUAAAAAUUAAAUAUAGUUUAAGAGAGAAGUGGCCCUGAGCAGAUUUUGUUUAAUCAUUGUCCUUAUAAACUCAAACCCAAACAUUCAAUAGCAUGGGACAAAUAAAUAAGCAAAGUGGGCUUCAGAGUUUUCGCCUGACCUGGUGUUUUACAGAGUCUUCAUGAACCUUUUUUUGGGGGGAGAAUGAAGCAAAUACUUGAACAGCUUCCUCCAUAGUGUGUUUUUCCAACUGCAUUCAUGUCUGUUUGUGUAUUUUGGACUCCACCCUUCAUACUUCAGCCCAUUACAGUUGAUGCAGGGAGCAAAUCAGAUCUUUCUUUUGCUCGUCACGACUUGUAUCAUCGGUUAAAUACUGUCAAUAACCCCUGUGCCAAAGCAUGCUCUGCCAAAUCCACAUACAAUACAGAGAAAACAAAACUUCUUGGUGUCAUAGCUACCCUGUCAAUCAAAACAAAACCUUUAAUUACUACUUGCAGAGUCGAACUAUUUGCUCUACCCAAAUGUUGUUGUCGGUUUUUGUUUUUGUAGGUGACUACAUUUAUUUGCUGACGUGUUUUCAUGCAACUAGUCUGUUCAGUUGACCUCACCCUGGAGCACUGGGGCUCAUUUCCACUGGUUGUUGCACAAUCUCAUACCAGAUCAGCUAUUUUUAGGGGGAAAAUGCAUCAUAUCCUGGUUUUGUGGGAGCAUUUACAGACCGGUACUUAUGCAUGAAAAUUGCAGUUUUUCAAACAUCUGCACUUCCUCCUGACUAGUCAAGUUCGAACCGUUUGUAACGUAUGUGAGGCAGAGCACUUCCUGCGGUUGCUCUCUCUGACCUCAAACUUUCGCUGAUAAAUUCAAAGUCAAUCUAAACUUUGCUCAUCAUCACCGUCAAGACAGCCGGGUCAAUCACCUCCAGACGGGCGUUUGUGCAGAUCCACCCUGCAGAUACAGACCGUCUUUGUCAGACUUUAUGAGGCCAGAGGAGAGAUUCCCCCGAGGACGAUCAUUCCUCUUUUACCUCGUAGUGCCACGCCCUGACAAUGUCCUCAGAAUUAUCUGUGAAGACGUUCUCGUUUAUCCAGAACUGAUAGUUGGUCGCAGCACGAUGAGCUCAUGCAUCAGCUGAACCACAGACUAGAUCUGUGUGUGUGUGUGUGACCCUUUCUGCAGACUACAAGACCUCUCUUUGUGGUUGAAGUUCAAGUGGAAGUGGUUUUUUAAUUUGGUCUCUCUGUGUGUUUUUUUUUGCAGCUGAGAGGGUGUCAUCACUCGGCAAGGACUGGCACAGGCCCUGCCUCAAGUGUGAAAAGUGCAGUAAGACACUGUCAUCAGGCUCACAUGCACAGGUGAGACGAAUGAAUGAAUGCAGUGUUUUCCCAACAUUCAUUCCAUGCGCCGCUACUUAAAUUUCACAUGAUCAUUAAUAUCAAUGCACCACUAGUGAUUUCUACUCGCACUGUGUGAGCACAAGAACACUUGUUAUCUUUGACUUAUUUUGAGUCAUCAACGAGUGCAUCAAAUCCUGUCGGACCCUCUUCCAUUACUGUGAAGGGUAGUGUUCAAGCUUAUACGUGGUCUAUAUAGCAAGUAGCGUGAACGUAACUGCGUAGUCCCUUGAGUGGCAAGAGAUUCUGGGGGAAACACUGCAUAAUGUGUUUUUUCAUGUUUGAGGAGAACUGUUCAUUUAAGACCAAAAAGUUCAAGAUAUUCAGAUUAAAGAAUAAAGCACUGACGCUUCUUUGCUCCUUGCAGCAUGACGGCAAGCCGUACUGUAACAAACCCUGCUACUCUGCAUUGUUUGGACCUGGAGGUGAGUGUCCUCAGAUUGAGGUCUUUACACAUCUUCCACUUUGACUGAACACGGUGAGAUGUUUUAAAUCCACAGGUCACCAAAGAUGGCAACACACCUGGCCAUGAGACACUUUGUUUAAAGAUUCACAAAGUCAAAGCUGGAUUACUGAAGUGACGCUUCCUCUGUUUACACUCAGGAUUUGGACAUGGUGGGACAGAGAGCCACACAUACGAAUAGAGAGGUGGGUCUUCACUGACUUGUUUGCAUGUCUUGCUUCAUUUCACUGUUUUACAUUCUGUAUAUCAAGAUUAAGCUCGACUUUGACUCCUUGCAAACACACCCAUUGUUCUUUGUGUGUUUUCUCUGCUUCGUCAUCAGACACAGUAAAAAGUUGCCUGGAAUCCAGAUCGAAGACACCAGCAUGGUCACACAAGUCUCCAGCAGCAGCAGCAGCAGCAGCAGCAGCCGCGAUCUCAGCACGACCUGCUGCGUUUUGUGUGCGUGUGUUUUAUUCGCUGUCUGUGAUCUCUGUUUAUGUUUUUUUCCUCUAACAACUUCCUCUUCACAAGGUGGAAAAUAAACACUUGUUAAAAUUUGUGUUUUUUUUUCAUUUUUACUGUCUUUUUUUUUUGUUUUACCGUAACUCAUCCUUGAUCUGGCGAAUAAAAAAAAACUCGAG
This is a messenger RNA of Xyrichtys novacula (pearly razorfish), 3731 nucleotides long. The record is from the annotation of a GenBank genome assembly. Lineage: Eukaryota; Metazoa; Chordata; Actinopteri; Labriformes; Labridae.